AUGGAGAGCCAGGAGAGAAACAGGCGAUUACUAGAAAUGAGCAAGCUGGAAAAUCUGAAAGAUUUCUAUCAAGAAUUCGCUGAAGACUCAAAAUUACAGGAUCAUGAAGAGGCAAUAACGAAAGUAAUGACAGCCAUGGUGUGGUACACUGAAGAUUUCUUUACUUUUCAUAAGGAAAGCGGCCCACUGCACAAGGACUUCGAAUCAGAUCGAAUUUACGGCUUCCGGAAAAUUUGCGAGUCCACCCUUACCGCCUUUCAUCAUCAAUUGAACCUGCCCCUUGAAUCCCUGUAUGUUCAAAUCCCAGAUCUUACUGUAUUGCCGAAGAUCAUGACUCCUUUCCUCCUCGACUUUUGGAAAGAAUCGACUUUGGAAGAAGCCCAGAAGAAUGUCAGUCAGUGUUUAGGAAGAAAGUGGGAUGAAAAUACUAUUUCGAGUCUCGUAUUUAAAUAA
Messenger RNA from Oikopleura dioica, 453 nucleotides. NCBI's taxonomy places the organism in Eukaryota, Metazoa, Chordata, Appendicularia, Copelata, Oikopleuridae. The record is from the annotation of a GenBank genome assembly.